UGAUCACUUGAACUACAUCAACUUGUAGUGUUAUCACUUGGGGUAUCGGACACUCACUCGAGUCACUCCUAAUGCUACUCCAAAGAUGAUACCACGUCUCACCAUCACCUCCCUCUCCCACCCUCAACCCUUGUUCAUCCCCCUUUCUCCUCCCCCUAAACCCUCGCAAACCCCUGCACAUUCUCUCUCCUCCGCCCCAACCGCCGACUCCGGCCUCCAAUUCCGCCGGAAACUCAUCUACCUCGAAUCCCUAAACGUCAAUUCCCUCAAAGCCCUCCGCCAAAACCCCCAAUUUCGUUCUUCUUCUCUUGAAACCCUAAAAUCCGUCGAAAAUUGCCUCCUUUCUUUCGGAAUUCCUCGUUGUUCUCUUGGCCGGAUUCUUGACAUGUACCCUCAACUCCUCACCUUCGAUCCCCACCUCCAUCUUUACCCAAUUUUCGAUUUUCUCAUUAACGAGCUUCAAUUACCCUUUCCUGACGUCAGCAAAGCCAUUAUUCGGUGCCCUAGAUUGCUCGUUUCUAGCGUUGAUCUUCAAUUGCGUCCCACUUUUUUGUUUUUGAAGAAAUUAGGGUUUGUGGGUGAGGAUAAAAUCGAUUGUCAUACCUCUGUUUUGUUGGUUUCCAGUGUUGAAAAUACCCUAAUUCCUAAAAUGGAGUUUCUGGAAAGUUUAGGGUUUUUGGAAUUUGAGGUGGUUAAUAUGGUGCUCAGGUCACCUGGGUUGCUAACUUAUAGUAUUGAGAAUAAUUUUAAGCCGAAAGUUGAGUACUUUGUGAAGGAAAUGAAGAGGGAUUUGAAGGAAAUUAAGCAGUUUCCGCAGUAUUUUUCGUUUAGUUUGGAAGGGAAGAUAAAGCCGCGGCAUCGGUUGUUGGUGGAGCAUGGGUUUUCAAUGCCACUUAGGGAUAUGCUGAAGGUUAGUGAUGGCGAAUUCAAUGUUCGGUUGCUAAGGAUGAGAUUGCAGCUUAUUAAACAGUUGUAGUAAGUUGCAUUUCCUCUUUUGUACAUUGUAUUUAUAGAAUCAUAGUUAGCAUGUAUUGAUUUAUGUGUUGUAUGGUUUUUUUUUUUUUUUUUGUAUAUUUUGUCUCAAUUAGAAGUUUUCUCUUUGUAAAAUUGUAGUUUAUGAUUGGAGCAAUUGCAGCAAUGCAAAAUUUGUGUAUCAACAUGCUUUGUAUAUUGUAAUAGUCCUUACAUAUUACAUAAUUACAUUGAGUGAUGGUGAUAUACAUGAAUUCUUAGGUCUAUGAUUCGGGUGAAUAAUGUAUGUAUGUUAAGUAAUCUUGUUUCUUUGUUUGACAUCAUGGAUUAACCUUAUGUAUAGUUUGAGCAUCCUUAAUUUUCUAUAAACACUCAAAUCUUGUAGCAAGAUCUAUGUAUUGUUAUUUUUAAUGCCUGAACAAUAUGUUGAUUGCGUUUCAUAUGACUUGUACUCAGUUUGAAAGCUUUAGGUUGUGAAGCCUUAGACAACUCUAAUUGUAAUGUCGUGAUACGCCGUCUGCUCUCAAUUCAUCUGUCUUUCUCUUCCAAUCUCACCAAUGUUCAAGAUCUCAUCUAAUCCUUUGCUAUUUUCUAGCUUUACAUCCAUGUCAUAGUGCCCAAAAGCUUAAACUUGAAUUAUAGGUCUAUUAUUGCUUGUUACAAAUGUCUUGCUGAAAACCAGCAAGAUGGCCAUGUUUAAGUGUUGCAAUAUUCAGUUCGAGUAAUAAACAUAGAGGGAAUGAAUUUCAAUCUUUCAUUACCCUAACAAAAUUGAUCCUGCUUAUGGAGCUUUAAGACGUUCCUCUUUCAACUUGAUCUCUGUUUACUCUUCUUUAUGGUGGGUUGCAUUCUUGAAGAAGACUGCUGUUGGAGAUCCACAUUACCCUCUAGUAAGUUAUGGUAUGUUUAGUAAUGCUGGUUUUUAAGAUCUGUUUCCUAUGCACUAUGCUGGAUUUUCCUAUCACCUAGUUGGCUUUAUUGGAGAACCACUUCUUUAAGUUACCCUCCUCAGUUCCUUUUGAUUCAACUGGGUGUAAUUUAUGUGGAUUGUACCUUGAUUUGGUUUUUUAGAUAUUAUGAUUGAAAAAUGCUCUCUAUAUGCUCUGUUGAUAAUUGUGUUGUGCCAUAGAGCCUAGUUUAUUUAUCAUGUCCAACUUCGAUUCAAAUUGCUUGUGCUAGUAUCAAGUCAUUAUUAUUCUGGAGAGUAUUGUUAUGAAGUACUGUAUUAGAUGCUGAACUGAUACUUUGGUCAUUGGGAAUAAACUUACAGUUGGAGUGAUCUUGCAGAAAGCCCCCAUGUGUUUUUAUGAGGGCUCAUUAAUUUGGGUAUCAAAUUAAAUGUCAAUAUGAAAUUUCUUAGUCAUGUCUCUUAGACUCAAUUCCUUUGUUUAGUACUUAAAUAUAGGUCAUUUUUAAGCAUUUUGGUGAUGCCUGAGUUGUAACCCGAUUAGGGUUACCGUAGAGUAAAUUCGUCCAUUUAUAUACUCUGCAGGUGGUAGAGUAAAUAGAUGUUAUCUUCGAUGACUUAAUAUUACUCCGUAGUGUUCUAUUUAAUGAUCCUAGUUGUGCUUAAACUAAAGAAAACUUGUGUGUCAGACAUUCUAUCCGUGGUACGAACUACAUAUUACUCUAAAUUGUAGAUCAUAGUUGUACUCUGUAAACUAUUUUUAGGUCCUGAUUGGGUAUAAUUGUAUUUGGGAUUUCAAACGUGAGUAUAAGGCAUUCAUCUUUGGCUGGUCCUCUAAUUAUAAAUUUCCAGUUUUUUCAAAGCUGUAAGAUUCACAGUGCAAGGCCUGCAGGCUGGUUAAGUUAUUACUCUGUAUUUUCAAAGUUUAUCAUUCAGUUAUAGUAUUUUUAAGUCUUGUAAACUUGUAAUGGUUGUUUGCGGCCCAAAGAUGAACAUAAAUGGAACGCUGAAGACAUGAACUUCUGUACAGAAAGGCUGAAGACAUGUACUGUAGUGGUAUUGGGGCUUGAGUGUCUCGACAAUGUAAAGUUGCAAACUUGACUGUUUGUAUACUGUAGUAUUCUUGUAUGUGUUUUAUGUUCAGUUCACCUUAAAAAAAAAAAAAAAAUUUAGUAAAAUUAAUUUCAAUUCAGUAAAAAUAAUUUUAGUUCGGUUAUUCGGUUAUUCGGUUGUAUAUUGUAUAUUUGUAUCGGCAUAUUUUUUAAUAACAUGGGAUUUUUUUUUUUGAAUGAAAAAUAUAUGGUUGGAAAACGGCUUUUCAGAUGUCAAAAUGGGUAAAAAUUUAACUGAUUUAUGUACUAGCAUUAUCUCAAUGGCUAUUUUUGUUUUUUGUUUUUUUUUAAAUUUUAAUUUUAUAAAUUUAUUUGUUUACUCGCUUUAUUUUAAUAUGGUCAUAAAUUACAUUAAUACCGCAAACAAAUGGAUUCGAUCAAAUACUUUUUGUUAAUACUCAAUACAAACAGUUGACUUUUAAAAA
Messenger RNA from Chenopodium quinoa (quinoa), 3416 nucleotides. RefSeq names its product transcription termination factor MTEF1, chloroplastic-like. Gene Ontology annotation, biological process: regulation of DNA-templated transcription. NCBI's taxonomy places the organism in Eukaryota, Viridiplantae, Streptophyta, Magnoliopsida, Caryophyllales, Amaranthaceae. Bases 86 to 976 code for a protein of 296 amino acids. The record is from RefSeq and is a predicted model, not a curated record. Gene Ontology annotation, molecular function: double-stranded DNA binding. The transcript has a single exon.